AUGCGCCGCAUACAGCAGCUGUCGCAGCAUGUUUUGCCGAGCAGUGCAGCCGCGCCGUCCGCGCCGGCAGACCUGCCGGAAAUCAAAUCUCUCGCACGUCGUGACCGAACACGGCGGGACACUACCUCAAGACAGAGAUCACAGUUCAGUCCUCUCGAGUGGGAGGCUCGCUGUAAGCUGGCCAUCGCGUACCGGCUCUCUGCUCACUAUGGCUGGGACGAGCUUGUGUUCAACCACAUCACCUUGAAGGUGCCGGAAAGCGAUCGCUUGCCCGGCGGACCGCACUUUCUGAUCAACCCCUUCGGCUUGCGCUUUGAUGAGGUCACAGCUAGCUCUUUGUUGAAGGUGGAUCUGGAUGGAAAUAUCGUGGACAAGGGGACGAACCAAGGGCCGCUCUUCAAGCAGGGAUUUGUAGUCCACUCGGCCGUGCACGCUGCCCGUCCGGACAUCCACUGCGUCUGGCACUGCCAUCAUUCCGACACAGUUGCGGUAUUGACCACCAAAGCCGGUUUCCUGCCCCUGACGCAAGAAGCUAUAUCUCAGUGGGGGGAAUUUUCCUACCAUCCAUUCGAGGGAAACGCGGUCGACUUGGACGAGCGGCAGCGAAUGGCGCAGAACCUCGGGCCGAAGAACAAGGUCUUACUCCUUGAGAACCAUGGCCCACUGACAGCAGGUGGUUCAGUGGAGGAGGCUUUUUUCAGAAUGUACAAUGUCACCAUCGGCUGCACUUGGCAGAUAAGGGCCAUGGCAGCUGUCGGAGGAGACUUGAGCAAAUUGAGGGUGCCAAGCGGUGAGUACCUGGCCGGCCUGAAGCGUCGUGAGAAUCAAACAGUUACCAAAUCCAACGAUGACGUCGAUAAGAAAAACGAGAACUACAACGAGGUUGAGGCCAUGUGGCAUGCAGCGCGAAGACUUAUGGAAAGUGUUCACGGAGCUGAAAGCAUCUACUGCUGA
Messenger RNA from Symbiodinium sp. CCMP2456, 954 nucleotides. The record is from the annotation of a GenBank genome assembly. NCBI's taxonomy places the organism in Eukaryota, Dinophyceae, Suessiales, Symbiodiniaceae.